AUGAUCUCCACAUGGGUGCUCUUACUGGCAGCAGGGGCUGUCGUCGGAGUUUUCCAGUGUUGGUCGCCCGCUUUACCCACGCAGCUUCAAGGAGUGUUGCCGGAAACCGUGCUCAAGUGGUUUGCCGUGAUCACCUCCUUGGCCUCGGUAAUUGGAAACUUUACUGCCCCGCAGCUCAUUGAAAUGUUGCACUUGCAGACUCGCCUGAAGAUGGUCCUGGGGAUCACCUUGUGCUUACAGCUGGUGGCCUAUGCACUCUUUGCAGUGCUUCUUCCGGAUAGCCCGCUGCCUCUAAUGAAGGGCUCGACUGGGACGCUGAUGGCAUGCGUGGUGCUGGCUAGCAUCGCUGAAGGUGCCAUGGCACCCAUCGUCUACGAGCUGAGCGCCGAGCUGACUUAUCCGAUGUCACAGGUGGUCCCUUCAGCUUACGAUUCGAUGAUGAUGGUGGCCGUCAGUGCUGUGGCACUGAUUGGGCUCCAGCUUGUCAUCGCAGAGUAUCCCCGAAGGGAGCUGGACGACGGCGCCUGUGGCACCGGGCUCCUCC
This is a messenger RNA of Symbiodinium necroappetens, 544 nucleotides long. NCBI's taxonomy places the organism in Eukaryota, Dinophyceae, Suessiales, Symbiodiniaceae. The record is from the annotation of a GenBank genome assembly.